GCGCGCACUUUGGCGGUUCCUCCCCUGGUAGUACGGAAGGACUCCGUAGGUCGGCUUUUCAGAGCGCAGUUCCCGGUCCACGGACCACAGGCUUUUCUUCCCCCCCGGCACCCGGGUCCAGCUUUGCGGCGCUCUGACCCCAGCCGGUUUUGGCGGUGGCGCUUCCGGAACACAAUGCGCAUGCGCACGCCGAGAGGCGGAGGCCCGCGGCGGAAAGAGCGCUCCGCCUGGCGACUGAGGGCGUGGGUCAGUGGGGACUCGAGGCGGGCCUGGCGGCGCUCUAUCCCUCCCCCUGCUGCUGCGGCUCGCUUCUUUAACUCGCGAGCAUCUGGCGCGCUGUUCUGGGUUUCCACGUGGGCCCGCCCACCGCCAUCUUGAAGCUGUGCCAAGGUACAAACAAUACUGAUUAUCAUACAGCUGGAAAGAAAGGCGAAGAAAAUGCUUUUUAUUUUAGAUUGGGCAAUUAAGCAGAAACUGCAGUUUUAGUAUGAAGAACGGAGGUGGAAGAACAAGCCGAAUCAGAAGACGAAAACUCUUCACAAGUUCUGAAUCAAGAGGAGUGAAUGAGAGCUACAAGCCUGAAUUUAUAGAGCUUAAGAAGUGGCUGAAAGAUAGGAAGUUUGAAGAUACAAACUUAAUACCUGCUUGUUUUCCAGGUACAGGAAGAGGGCUGAUGAGCAAAACAUCCCUGCGGGAGGGACAGAUGAUUAUCUCAUUGCCCGAGAGUUGCCUGCUCACCACGGACACAGUGCUUAGAAGCUACUUAGGGGUGUAUAUUGCCAAGUGGCAGCCUCCUCCAUCUCCUGUGCUGGCUCUUUGCGCCUUUUUAGUUUCAGAAAGGCAUGCUGGGGACCGGUCUCCCUGGAAGCCUUACCUGGAGGUUUUGCCCAAGGCCUACACCUGCCCUGUUUGUUUGGAGCCAGAAGUGGUGAAUCUUCUUCCCAAACCUUUGAAAGCAAAGGCCAGAGAGCAGAGAACCCACGUGCAGGAGUUCAUUUCUUCCUCCAGAGACUUUUUGUCUUCCCUGCAGCCUCUGUUUUCGGAGGCCGUCGAGAGCAUCUUUAGCUACAGCGCCCUCCUGUGGGCUUGGUGCACCGUGAACACCAGGGCUGUGUACAGGAAGUGCACGCCGAGGCAGUGCUUUUCCGCAGAGCCGGACACCUGCGUGCUCGCCCCGUUCCUCGAUCUGCUGAACCACAGCCCCGACGCCCAGGUAAAAGCAGCGUUUAAUGAGGAAACCCGCUGUUAUGAAAUUAGAACAGCUGUGAGCUGUGGAAAACACAAAGAGGUGCUCAUCUGCUAUGGCCCUCACGAUAACCACCGCCUGCUCCUCGAGUAUGGAUUUGUUUCCAUCCGCAAUCCUCAUGCUUGUGUUUAUGUCUCAAAAGAUAUACUUGUUAAAUAUCUUCCAUCAACAGAUAAACGGAUGAACCAAAAGAUUUCCAUUUUAGAGGAUCACGACUUUAUAGAAAAUUUGACGUUUGGAUGGGAUGGACCGUCUUGGCGGUUACUCACAGCUCUUAAGUUGUUAUGUCUGGAGGCUGAAGAAUUGACAUGCUGGAAAAAAGUACUUAUUGGGGAAAUAAUUUCAGAUACAAAUGAGAAGACAAGUUUGGACAUAGCCCAGAAAAUAUGCCAUUAUUUCAUCAAGGAGAGUAAGGCUGUGCUUCAAAAGAUUUCUCAUAUGAAAGAUGAAGAAGUGGCUUUGAUAAACCAACUAACUUUGGUAGAAACACUGUGGACAGAAGAGCUGAAGAUUCUCCAGGCCUCUGCCGAGACCCUAACCAGUUUGCAGACAGCUUUUACGUAACUUCACUGAAGUGCAGGUGAUCACCUCCAAUGGUGGGUGUGACUUCUUAAACAUUUUUAAACUAAGGUUUAUUUUAUAUAGACUCAUUUACAGUCAAUGAACGGUUUCUAUUAAACAGUUAUCUGCGUAAUCCUCCUCCUGCUUCUGUCUGUGGGGUGGAGCGGUGGCUGCUUGGGGACGUCGAAGGGCAUCUGCAGGGGCAGAGCAGGUCCUGGGGACUCCGUCCCAUCGGCGUUUCUGUUGCUGUCAAAGCAAAUAGCAGUCCUGGAGGAAGACGUCCAGGGAACGUAUGAAUUCUCAUGGGAGGGCGAGGCUGGGAGGGAGCCUGGUCAGCCCGGGGCUCCGUUUGUGGUCUUCCUCUGAGCGUCCUGCUUCUUACCUGACCCAGCGGCCAUAAAAGCACAAGACGUCGUGCUGCUCUAUGCUCUGAUGCCAGCGGGUUAGGGCUGAGGGGCCUGUGGCAUGUGGCGGUGAGUGGCUGGGUGGCUUUGGAGGGGGCAGUGUGGGGCGGUGCCCAGCAGUCUUGGCUCCCAGCUGGGCUCUGCCCCCGCCACUCUGAGCUAGAGCAACGCACUUCGAAUCUUCGGUCCUUGAUUGCCCAUCUGGAAACAAGAUUGUUACGGGGGUCCUGUGGCACAGGCCCGGGUGGCGCUGCCCCUCCCUGUCUGCGCCUCCCCUGCCCGCUGAGGACUGGGGGUUAAGCUCACGGGGAGGGCCCCUCCAGCCCGCCUCCUUGUGAUUUCUGUGCGCAGGAAGUGAGUUCGUCCUUGUCGAGCAGGAGACUCGUGGGGCCUCACCAGUCCUCCCUCUGUUUACAGUUUCCCAGAAUGUGUUCAAAUCUCUGGUCAGCCCAUGUCCCUUUCCCAUUCUCUGUGGUGGGUGUUUAACCCUUUUAUUCUGCUCCUUUUCUUCAUUUUAAUGGGGGUAUUGGGAGGAACAGGAGAUAAAGUUUUGUGCUUACUUGGUCAUUUUGAAUUAAGGCUUUGCUUUCCUUUUUUUUCUUUUUUUUUUUUAAAAAACAAUAUAAGCACUUUAGGCUGUUGACGGCACUCUGAGUAUAGUUUUUAUAUAAAGUGUGCUUUAAUUAGUACUUUUUAGAUCUUGGCUCUGGAUUUAUACUUUUCACAGCGUUUUCAUGCCCGUCAAUUAACAACUGUGAGGGGAUCAGAGCGGGUGUCAGCAUAUAUCCCAGAAGCAAAUACGUUCGUAUUAUUAAAAACUGGAUGUUGUUGAAACAUACGGCAGUAACGUUUUAUUAAACGUUAGCGUCGCGGGGUCGAGGCCCCGUGCUCGGGCCUUGACGCGCGGAGUUUUACGGAAGCCUCACAGCCGCCCUGUUUUACAAACAAAGACGGGAAGAAACGGCCCGAGAUCCCACACCUAGCGUGUGGCAGAGCGACGGUGCCCCCUCAGCCCACCCUCCGGGGGACACGGGUCACAGCUCGGGGGCGUCAGUGUCCGGAAUUCCCCGUGCUCUCCGGACUCGGGUACGCGCCCCUCACCCAUCCUCACCGACGGCCGCGCUCCUCGCCCUCCUCGCCCUCCUCGCCCACAGGCCUUGGUGGGCGCGCGGCUGCCCUGCAGGUUUCGUUGGGGAGUCCGCGACGGGGUCGGCCUCCCUCUCAACGCCCUGCGAUGUGAGAGCCGUGCUGAGAAACAUCCCGGGAGCCGGUCCCUCCUCGGGCUGACGUGGCCGCAAUGGGUCCCACCGCCAGCCCCUCCCCGAGAAGGCGCGAGCGCACAGGCGCAGCGCGGCUGGUCCCGGGGCGGAAGCGGGUCCUGCCCGGGGAGCGAGGGGCUGGCCCUUGUGCUCCGUGGACUCAGUGUCUCGGCCCGCGCGCCUUCCCGGCGUGGACGCAUCGAGCUGGCCGUUGCAGGAGGCUUCUGGGGGUUUCCAGGAGGACGGGGCGGGUCCCCGCACCUCGCUGGGCAGGGCUUACCUGACUGCCAGUUUGGGAAGAAGGGCUGGGCGCCCUGCGCAGCUCUUUCAGCUUCGCCCCUGGGGGAACCCAGCUCCACCCAGCGCAGCUGUGCCUCAGUGGGGACGCCUGCUUGAUUCUGGGCCUCUGUGUAGGGAAACUGACCUAAGGCCAUGGUCAUAUUUUGACCUCUGUCCUUACCUAGGAGUAUUUUUUUAUCCUUU
Balaenoptera acutorostrata (minke whale) is the source of this 3953-nucleotide messenger RNA. RefSeq names its product SET domain containing 4 (gene SETD4). Gene Ontology annotation, biological process: peptidyl-lysine monomethylation; positive regulation of transcription by RNA polymerase II; peptidyl-lysine trimethylation. The record is from RefSeq and is a predicted model, not a curated record. The transcript is spliced from 11 exons. Gene Ontology annotation, molecular function: protein binding; histone H3K4 methyltransferase activity; histone H3K36 methyltransferase activity. NCBI's taxonomy places the organism in Eukaryota, Metazoa, Chordata, Mammalia, Artiodactyla, Balaenopteridae. Bases 488 to 1810 code for a protein of 440 amino acids.